GGUGGGUGGUAUUGUUCGGUUGAAUUGAGAUUCAACUUACCACGAACCAUUACCUUCAUUCAAGGAAAUAAAAAAGAAUCCGAUUGCAAUUGGAGAUCAGCUUCCCUGUUUAGGAUUUUCUCUAAAUAGAUACUUUGACAAGAAAAAGUAUUGAUUCUUUACUUACGUAUAGUUCAGAAGUACAUAUAUAUCUGGAAUCUUGUUAGGGGUGCCUUUUGAAUCAUCGUACAGGAUUCGAUAGGUCUGGAAUUAAUAAAUAGAAAGAAAGAAAUGCAAGUAUAUAAUUCUUAGAAUUUAAACAUUACAUACAAAGAUUCGUGCAUCCUCACUCUUUGUCGCCCAGAUUACUCUUCCUAGCUUUCUUUUCAGAUUCUUGUAAAGAUCCUUUGUUUGAUAAAAUCGGUUUCUAAGCAAAGACCAUCAUCGCUUCCAAUCUAAUUGCGUUGCGUUGUUUGAUAGUUCUCGACACAAGAUACUGACAUUCACGGCAAUCCCUUUUCCCUUUGAAAAGGAUCCAUAUAGUUUCUUUGCAUGCCGAAGGCUACGAAAUGCCAACUUUGCGAGACAAGACGUCCUUCCAUUUGUGAACAGUGCCUGGGAAGAGAGCUGACAAGUUUUUAUACAUCAAAGGAACAGUAUCAGAAGGAGAUAUUUUCUCGUUUGGAACAUAUAAGACAACACCAAGGAAAACAUGUCUUAUAUCGAGAGCGAAUUUCCGAAAAAGAAAUGCUUUUAAAUAAGCUUGACAGAUUGUCUCAUAUCCAAUCUGAUAAGCUGUCUGCUCUAUCCAUUCUCAACGAAAGGAUCCAUACCCUAAAACAUGGGAUCACUAGGAGGAGAGAGUCCCUUGAUCUGAAGAGCAAAGAUUUGAAUGACAGUUUCAUGAGGAAUCGAGAUCUGUAUGCCGAGAGAUAUAUUCAUUCUAUUCAGCAGUCUGAGACCCUGCAAGCUAGACUUGCUAAGCUUCAACAAACACUGAUUCGAAAGGUUCUCGAUAUGUAUCAGCUCCAUUGGCGCAGGGACGUCCUAUUGCUGUCUUUUGACGUUGUUCCUAAACAAUCUCCAGAACACGAACGUAGUGCUGAUUCCGUUGAUGCUAGCUUAGCAUAUCAGCUUUCAAAGCUGACAAUGAGUGUAUCCGGAUCCGGUUCUGGUUAUGAGGAAAAUGUACAACGCCGAAACCAGACGUUCUUGGAACAAGCUAGGCAAUUAAACGAUUCUGUUACGAUUUCUGGAGUUUAUGUAUGUGUAAAAAAUAAAGAAAGAGUGUUUCUGAAUCCAGAAUCUUCUCUGACUUUAUCAUUCAUCUGCAUUUUUCUAGCGCAGUACUUAAGCGUGACUCUUCCUUGCCCAAUUCAACUACCUUCCCCAGAUCAAAAAAUGCUCCCGGUUUAUUCGAAUGAUCAGACGCUAUAUCUCAUGUACAACAUAGGAUGGCUUGCAUCGAUUUGUGGCGCAUUCACUAUUCCUAAAGGAUUGUCUCAAAUACAACAAAUGGAACUUCUCCAAUGUACAGGAUUCUGGUUAGUUCAAUUACGGUCUAAACCAGUAGAAGUAAGAAGCUUUGCCAGCACUCCUCAGCUGGAAAUGGAUUUCGACAUCUUUUAUCGCUUGUCGUGUGCUCAUAAUCCCUAUGCUUUUAGUUAUGGCAAUGUGAGAUCUAAACCUUCUUCCAAAGCAUUCCAGCUUAUUUCUUAAAGCAGCAGUAUCUCUAUAUGUUGGGAUACUAUUGCUUCAGAACGAUAUUCUUUUCUCUUUUUUUUAUUCUUCCUGAAUACUGCUUCAGAGAAGGAGCAUUUAUGUAUAUUUUAGUUUAUGAUUCAUGCCUUCUAAUUUGUUUAAUUUGUUUACAUAUGUUUAUUAAUGUUGAUUUUUGUCGUG
Molecule: messenger RNA, 1881 nt
Organism: Schizosaccharomyces cryophilus OY26
Lineage: Eukaryota; Fungi; Ascomycota; Schizosaccharomycetes; Schizosaccharomycetales; Schizosaccharomycetaceae
Exons: 1
Coding region: 532-1698 (388 amino acids)
Biological process (GO): cellular response to starvation; mitophagy; autophagosome assembly
Cellular component (GO): extrinsic component of phagophore assembly site membrane; autophagosome; mitochondria-associated endoplasmic reticulum membrane contact site
Source: RefSeq, a predicted model, not a curated record